Messenger RNA from Zymoseptoria tritici IPO323, 987 nucleotides. RefSeq lists its product as uncharacterized. The coding region runs from base 1 to 987 and encodes 328 amino acids. Lineage: Eukaryota; Fungi; Ascomycota; Dothideomycetes; Mycosphaerellales; Mycosphaerellaceae. The transcript has 12 exons. The record is from RefSeq and is a predicted model, not a curated record.
AUGAGCCACUGCCCAAGUACGCAUGCUACGAGUCUCUCCGAUUUGACGAACAGCACUCCGAGUAACGACAACGUUGUUCCGAGCCACAAAUAUGAGAUGAUGUGCAUGCUCUGCUCGCUCAGAGUUGAGAAAGGGCAUGACAACCGCGACUAUCCAGAUGGCAUUGAUGGAAAAGUUUCGAUUGAUCUCGCCUCCUGGUCACAUAGAGAGGAGGCCAACAACGAAGGUCACUCACUGGAACAAAAGUACGGCGAGGAGACUGCCAUUGCUCUCAACUAUAAACUCGACUUUCAGGCUGCGAUACUCAAUCUCUCCAUCUGCGCUUCUUACAUCCUCGCCGUACGUUCAAACAAGCUAACAUUCUUCGAGUUUCUCUUCCUCUGCUUGGUCUCCGCCUGCGCCACCAUGACCAUGAGCAUCUUCCAGCAGGAGAAGGCGAAGAAGGCGAAGAAGGCCGAGGUCGACGACGACAACAAACCACCGACACAAAGCGCCCAACCGAACGCCGCGUUCCCUCCACCGCCUUCGAUUCGCUCCCUUCCGCUUCCAAUCAUCGAUCACAACAACGAAUCACAAGACCGACCCUCCCGUCACCAGAAGCCACGAACCACAAGGUCCAACACUACUCUGGAAAUCAACACAGCGCACGAACAGCAGAACAGCACACCAGCAUGGUCCAACGCCGCUUCCAUCAUCCAAUAUACCACGCGUAUCUCAAGGUCGACCGCCACUUCUCCCUUCUUCGAAGCUCCGAGCCGCGCGAGCAUCGUCAGACACCUUCACGUUACCGCACCAGCGUCCAUCCACGAUACAACAGCGAUCUCAGAUGCUUCACUCACAUACCGUCCACCACACCUCUACUCGCAGAACCGCAAGGCUGACCAGCGGUCCUGCAUGCUCCAAACCAUGCGCUCAGGACUCCUGGGCUCCACAAUCAGCCAGCGAGCCUUCGGGUCAGCUUGGUCGGUGUGGAUCGAUGCCCGUUGA